UAGGAAUACUCAGGAGCUGUACGAACAACAUACUGAGGAGAUGAUGAAAAUAAGAGAUAGAAAGAUGAGUGAGUUCAACAUGAAUUUCAAGAAAUCAUUUCAAAAUGCUGAAGCAAGCCCAAGCAGGACUACAAGAAGUAUUUCAUUAAGCCCCAAGAUGUCGCUAGCCCGAAGUAUGUCAAUUAUGACCGUUACACGCCCGAGGUUUGGUGGUAGCUCAAACAACGCCUUACCGGAACUACCAAUCAGUGAUGAAGUCAUUAACUCUAUAUCAACAUUCUGUUUUCCAGAUGGUCUGAAGGUACACGAGAAGAAACCAGAGAGUACAACUCAUUUCUUUGUACUGACCGAUAUCUCUGGACGUCGAUCAUAUACAACUUGUCUUACACUUUACAGACCCUUUUCCGUGGAAAAGAUGGUUAUAAAAUAUGGCGGACCAAACCUCCACCACUUUCCCAUGCCUUUGUACUCACUAACCACCAUGGACAACAGUUUGCUUCAUGUUUGUAUGUUGUCUUACAUUGAAAGAGACCCAGAGGAGAUGACAACAUUCCUCAAGGAAUAUGCCAAUGUUAUUACACAUAUCCCUGUGCCUCCAGCUGGCCAUUUAGCUGUGAAUUUCAGAUUAUACAAUUUAAAUGUGACUUUGAUGCCUCCAACUCAUCCAGACAAGCCUGUGAUUGACCUUGAACUGCAUUUGGUGUUUCUGUGUUUCAAUGCUGAAGAGUUUCUAAAAAUACUCUCCUGUAUUCUCGUGGAGGAGAGAAUAGUAUUCCUGUCCUCAAAUUAUGCACUUCUCACUCUUAUUAUGGAGUCUGUGAUGAAUCUAGUAUUACCGUUCAAAUGGAGAUUCACGUACUCCACGAUUCUCCCAUCAUCAGCACUAGGAUACCUGGAAUCUCCAGGUACGUUCAUGUAUGGUGUACAUUCCAGGCAUAAAGAAGAAGUAGAGCAGGUUGAAGGUCUGAUUUUAGUAGAUAUUGAUGAAGGAACAGUAUUUAUACCAGAAGAUGACUCUCCAGGUACCAGCAAAAAGCCUAAAUUGCUCAAUUUCAAGGGUAGUUCCUCUGUACCAAGCUUACCUACAGGGAAAUUGCAAAACAUUAAUCUCAUUGAAACUAUACGACCAUUCAAUUAUAACAUUGAGGAUCUCAGACAAAACAAAAAGAAAAGAGUUAUUGCUCAGAAUAAAUUCAUUGCAGAUACAUGCCUGGAGCUAAUGGUCAAUUUAUUCAGGGAUGUCAUAUACAAGUUAAGGUUCGAACAGUUUCAUUUUGAUAAAGAAAAGUUUCUUGAGGAACAUGCAACAGAUAGAAAAUUUUAUCAAAAGGUAUUUCUGACAGACAUGUUCAAGGUAUUUCUAGAAGAGCGUAUGAACGGCACAACUGACUAUUGGUCAGAUCUAGAAAUGAAAACUCGAGGAUUUAGUCAAUCCCGAUCUAUGACCCCAUCUAGCUAUCGCUGUAAACCAAUAGUGCCAUUAGACAAGAAAGAUACAACGGUUUUCUGUCUCAAGGAAAUAACAGAUUUAAAGAUCCAUAUAAAAAACACAAAAAUGCAGAUAACCAAUGCAAUGGAACAUGCGGAUGACUACGAUGACAGAACGUCGCUCCAGUACCUCCGAGCAUUGUAUAAUUUUGCCGAUAACGAUAACAUGGCUGCCAUGCAAGAUUUUAUCAAUGUAUCAACUGCCAAUGUCAGAAUUUUACCAGCCAAAGUUUUAUCCGACCUGUACAGCAGACUGACAGAAGAGGAGAAAACAAAAUUCAUGAAUAUAACAGGUCAUGAGGUCAUUCUGAAUUGUAUAAAAAAUAAAGGAGGGGAGGGAGAGCGUCAGAGAAUCAGAAUGGACCCCAUAGAAGUCCCUGACACAGAUCUAAAUUAUCAUAAAUUUGAUGAGAUUAUCUCAUUAAAACAGAUGUCAAAUGACUACAGGACAAUAAAGAACUUGUUUGAAGCUUUAACACAAGAAACAAACUCAUCCACAACAGGUAGUCAUUCAAAAUGCUCAGAGAUUAAGCAGAUGACCUUCCAGAUAUUUGUGUGUUGUUGGGAGGACAAUCAGAUCCAGUGCAAAAAGGUCAAGUUAGAGGAGAACACACUCUCCGAGGAGGAGACAAUCCUCAAAAUCUCAACACUCAUCAAAACAGACUAUGGUCUUGGUAGAAUGGGGCUCACUGAUAAAAGAUUAUUUUUCCUGAGUGACGUAUCAAACAACUAUCGAGAGAUUGUGAAGUUGAGAGAAAUCAAAGAUUUGGAACAAUCCGAGCAUAGCAGUUUAUUCAGCAUAUUUAGUAGGGUGCAAACACUCAAGAUACACAGAUUAGGAAAGGGAACAAGUCCGUUUACAGCUUAUUUAAAGGAGGAGCGGAAUUGGUGGUAUAUGGUAAUUAGAGAGAUGUGGGCGGGGAAAAUUGUGGCAGAGGCAAUGAAGGACGUAAUGAUGGUACAACAUGCUAUACAAAACACACUUCUCAUUGACGCCAUAAUUGCAAGGUUGCAUAAAUCAAUUCAGAAUUGUCUAUAUAUUGUACAUUGAUUUAAGAAA
Messenger RNA from Ruditapes philippinarum (Manila clam), 2548 nucleotides. RefSeq names its product DENN domain-containing protein 3-like. Lineage: Eukaryota; Metazoa; Mollusca; Bivalvia; Venerida; Veneridae. Gene Ontology annotation, biological process: regulation of Rab protein signal transduction. Gene Ontology annotation, cellular component: cytoplasmic vesicle. Bases 41 to 2539 code for a protein of 832 amino acids. The record is from RefSeq and is a predicted model, not a curated record. The transcript has 22 exons.